AUGGAAUGGUGGUUUAAAACGGGCUCCAUAAGACCUAAAAAUCGUCAGCCAACAACUAUUGCACAGUCGAAGAAAGAUAACAAUAGUUGUAGUAAAAAUAAUUCCUUAGAACUAUAUUCGGAAUAUGUACAUAGUUCUACUUUAGAAUCUACGAUACCUGAUGUAAAUAUUCGAAAAGGAAGCAAAAAACGAAAAUAUUUCGAUUCAUAUUUAGAUAUGGGAUUCACUGAAUUUGCUGAUGAACGUCCUCAGUGUGUGAUAUGUAACAAAGUUUUGCCUAAUAGCUUAAUGUUCCCUGCUAAGCUUAAACAAUAUUUUGAAACACAUCCUGACUUCAUAAAUAAAACUGCAGACUAUUUUAAAAGAAAAAGUGAUGAAUUCCAUGUAACUCCGAAAACGUUUGUAUCUCAUGUAAAAACAUAUUCUGAAAAAGCACUGAAAGCAUCGUACUUAGUAAUUUAA
Cinara cedri is the source of this 462-nucleotide messenger RNA. NCBI's taxonomy places the organism in Eukaryota, Metazoa, Arthropoda, Insecta, Hemiptera, Aphididae. The record is from the annotation of a GenBank genome assembly.